Messenger RNA from Aureobasidium musti, 1527 nucleotides. Lineage: Eukaryota; Fungi; Ascomycota; Dothideomycetes; Dothideales; Saccotheciaceae. The record is from the annotation of a GenBank genome assembly.
AUGGUCUUCUCAUCGUCAAAGAAAGUCCAGGAGGCUGAGGUGAAGGAUCCCUCGGCCUUUGUGGACAACGAGACAGCGAGCGACGAUGGUCACGAUGUCUACCAGACUAGCGAAGGCCGACGACAGAUUGGUCUCGUUAGUGCCAUCUUCCUCAUCUUUAACCGCAUGAUUGGAACUGGUAUUUUCGCUACCCCAAGUAGCAUUCUGUCAAGCAGUGGAAGUGUCGGCCUUGCAUUGUUCAUCUGGGUAGCUGGAUUGAUCAUUGCCGCUGCUGGAAUGGCUGUCUAUCUCGAGUUUGGAACAGCACUUCCCAGGAACGGUGGAGAGAAGAACUACCUCGAGUACGUGUUCAAGAAGCCUAAGUUCUUGGUCACUGGUCUUUACGUGCCCGUCAACCGCUGGAACCAAAGAGGAAUCGGUCUCGCAUGUAUCACUUCGGCCUUCCUCAUCCACGGUCUCGCUCUGAAGUGGGGUCUUCGCCUCCAGAACGUUCUUGGUGUUAUAAAGCUCAUCAUUCUGCUCAUCAUCGUUAUCGCUGGAUUCGCCGCUCUUGGAGGCCAUUUGCGCAUCGAGAAACCCAACAACUUCGACAAUGCUUUCGCGGGUACUACAGGUUCGGCAUACGGCGUAGUCACCGCGCUAUACAAUGUCAUCUGGUCAUUCAUCGGCUACAGCAACGCCAAUUAUUCCAUGAGCGAGAUGAAGAACCCUGUUCGUACACUCAAGAUCGCAGCUCCUACCGCUAUCAUGAUCGUUGGAGUUCUCUAUAUCCUCGCCAACGUUGCAUACUUCGCUGCGGUUCCCAAAGAGGAAAUCGUCAGUAGCGGACGUAUUCUAGCUGCUCAGUUCUUCCGAAAUGUGUUCGGUCCUAAAGCGGAGAGGGCAUUGAGCGUCUUUGUCGCUCUUUCGGCUUACGGAAACGUACUUUCCGUGAUCUUCUCCCAGGGCAGACUUGUCCAAGAACUUGGUCGUGAAGGCAUCUUGCCGUUCUCCAGACUUUGGGCGAGCAACAAGCCCUUCAAUGCGCCUUUCAUGGGCCUGUUUGAGCACUGGGCUGUUUCGGUAAUCAUCAUGUUGGCUCCUCCUCCCGGUGACGCCUACAAUUUCAUCNNCCUGAACGUGAUCUCAUACCCACUUUCAGUCGUCAACGUCUUCGUCUCGGUUGGUCUUAUUUGGAUCUACCUUCAUCGCGAGCAAUUCAACUGGAACCCUCCGGUUAAAGCUACCCUUCCGGUUACCGUCUUCUUCUUCCUCAGCAAUGUCUACCUGGUCGUUGCACCAUUUGUUCCCCCUCCCACCCCCGAGCUGAACCAGUACAAAUCACUCCCCUAUUACCUUCACUGUGUUGUUGGUCUCGGCGUAAUCGCAGCCGGCGGUAUCUAUUGGGUCUUCUGGGCUGUUCUCCUACCCAAAAUUGGAGGCUACCGUCUUGAGAAGGAAGUCCACAAGGAUGCCGAAGGCUGGACCAGGAACAUCUUCAUCAAAGUUCCAAAGCACCAACCUCCUGUCGAAGGCAGCAGUUUCUAA